Messenger RNA from Volvox carteri f. nagariensis, 308 nucleotides. RefSeq lists its product as uncharacterized. The transcript has 3 exons. The record is from RefSeq and is a predicted model, not a curated record. The annotation marks the transcript as partial. NCBI's taxonomy places the organism in Eukaryota, Viridiplantae, Chlorophyta, Chlorophyceae, Chlamydomonadales, Volvocaceae.
AUGUGUUGCCUUACAGAGAACCCUGGGGAAGAGCGCCCUGCUGCAAGGGAUGAUUCACGCCAGCGAGAGCGUGAGCGGAAGUCGGAUGCAGAAGCCUCUGGCAAGCGCCGUGGGGAGACCUCGGAUAAGGAGGUCGAGAGACAGCAGCAGGGGGCUAAGGACGUGGAUGCGGCUGCUGUCAGCAGGGAAUCCCUUCCCCCGUCUGCUGGGGGAACGGGGGGCGCCCCCCUGGAGAAGGGCGGGUACGGUAAGUCGGUGGGCGAAGAGGUCCACCAGGAGAGGGAGCGCAAGGACGGCAAGGAUGGCAG